Cydia strobilella is the source of this 696-nucleotide messenger RNA. RefSeq lists its product as uncharacterized. The transcript is spliced from 5 exons. The record is from RefSeq and is a predicted model, not a curated record. Bases 1 to 696 code for a protein of 231 amino acids. Lineage: Eukaryota; Metazoa; Arthropoda; Insecta; Lepidoptera; Tortricidae.
AUGCAAAUGCCUUUGUUUUUUUUUCAGAAAUACAAACGUCCGUUUGACACAGCCAGUCUUCUGGUAUUCCUGUUUCAUCUGGUCGCGCAUGCGUGCGGCACACACUUCGCAUCCUACGUGACCGUGAACACGCCAGUCCACAGCUUCAGGCACGGCGUCGGGGACCCGCUACCAAUGCGGGGGUACCAGGGCUAUAGGAGCUCGAGUCGACCACCAGUGCGGCAAACUCAACGUCAAACGCAACAACGCGGCGGCGGCGGCGGCUACCCGCGCCUGAAGCCGCGCAUGCCCUUCGAUAGCGAAGAAACACGCGGCGAUGGAUUCAACAGUCUGUCGUGGCCUUAUGAUGACCAACAAGAAACCUCUAUCCCCGUGCUUCCGCCGUCGCCAUACAAAGUGGACUCGCCAGACCCGGAGUCGCUCUGGCCUGAGGGUCUCUUUCUGCCGCCAGUCAGCGCCUCCCGUUCCGGCUUUGGCCGCAGGACUGACGCCGAGCCGGAAACGGUCGACCCGUACCUGGUGCUCGGUUCGGAAGCGAUAGCGGCGGUGGGUCGGGCGCGGCAGCACGGCGUGUACUUCCACGACGUCCCGCACGUGGAGUCCCUGCUCGCGCUCCAGCGGCUGCGCGCGCGCCUCCGCCUGCGCCCGCACCGCCUCGCCAGCAUACGGCACACGUGGCCGUUCAACCGACCUUAG